Molecule: messenger RNA, 4969 nt
Organism: Protopterus annectens (West African lungfish)
Lineage: Eukaryota; Metazoa; Chordata; Ceratodontiformes; Protopteridae
Gene: NFASC
Product: neurofascin
Exons: 36
Coding region: 819-4916 (1365 amino acids)
Biological process (GO): cell-cell adhesion; brain development
Molecular function (GO): cell-cell adhesion mediator activity
Source: RefSeq, a predicted model, not a curated record
AACAGUACUGAACACACUGGCUCUGUCUUGCAGAGAAGGCUGCAGCUCUUACAUUAUUCAUGAGAAAACCUAGUGAGAGAGAAAGAGACAAGAGAGAGAGGCACACUGGUAUAGACACAGACACACAUACACACCACACGCACACACAUACACAUACACACACACUCACACACACACACAACAUCUCUAAAUAAGAUAUUAGGCACCAUCCCUCCUUACAAUAGCAUUUUGUGAGCUGUUCAGCUGUUUUCUCAGGAAAAAGAGUGGACUGUUCUGACAGCUGAACAACCUGGAUUUGUCAGCAGAUAAGGCCUCUUUCAUUUAACCAUUCGUUCGGAAUCUGAGGAGUGAGAUGCUGUGUCCUUGGCAACCAUAGUACCUACAGUUGGAGCAUGUGUGGAGCACCUUCAGUUGUUUUGUGACAUUUUGUUUCCAGAUAUCUUAAGGAGACAUUAAGACAGGUUAUAAUUUACAAAAAGACUGAAGAGUUCCACAAAAGAAAGCCUUUGACUACAUGUCCAUAAUCAUGGAUGCUUGACCCUAGCAGUAAAAGAUAAGUGAAAAAAAUCAGUAUUGUAUUCGGAAGGAGUAACAUUAAAGAAAGCCAGAAAUAAAGUUCUGGAAAGAACACAUGAAGUGUGAUAGAUUGACUGACUGAGAGUGAAUUCUGAGACCACUUCCAGCAUGAAAGAUGUGUUAGUGCAUAACACAACCCUAUCCCUGUGGAAAAUAAGUUUGAAUUAAACGUAGUUGUCUCUUCCUCAUCCUGUACAAGUUGGAUUUCCUACAUAAUUGACUGAAUUCUUGCAGAUUAAAAGAUGGUAAUCUGGAAAAAAUGCCAACUGUAUAUGGGACUGGUGUUCAUCAUGCAACUCUGUUGGAAGGUUUCAGCGAUAGAAGUCCCACUGGACCCAAACAUUGAGCGAUAUUUGCCUCAGCCGCCAACAAUUACAAAUCAGUCUGUGAAGAAUUAUAUAGUUGAUCCACGUGACAAUAUUCGCAUAGAAUGUGAAGCUAAAGGAAAUCCAGUCCCCAGCUUUUCAUGGACACGCAAUGGAAAAUUUUUUAAUGUAGCAAAGGAUCCCAGGGUGUCGAUGAAAUAUGGGUCUGGUACACUAACCAUUGAUUUCAGCAGGAAUGGAAAACCAGAAGAUUAUGAAGGCACAUACCAGUGCAGUGCUCGCAAUGACCAUGGAAUUGCACUUUCCAACAAAAUUAUCCUUCAGGUCUCAAGGUCGCCAUUGUGGCCAAAGGAACACCUAGAGCCUGUUGAAGUACAGGAAGGGGCCUCACUUAUUCUACGGUGCAAUCCUCCUCCUGGGCUCCCACCCCCUGUCAUAUUCUGGAUGAAUAGCACUAUGGUGCCUAUUUUUCAAGAUAAACGGGUUUCUCAAGGAUUGAAUGGAGACCUUUAUUUCUCAAAUGUUGUACAGAAGGACAGAGAGACUGAUUAUAGUUGUAAUGCCCGCUUCCACUUUACUCACACUAUACAGCAGAAGAAUCCUUAUACGCUCAGUGUCAUCAGCCAGAGUCCUCGUAAUGAAACUGCAGUAUCUCCUUUUCUGCAUCACACUGACAUUUACAGUGUUCGAGGUGUGCCAGAUCGAAUCCCAAGUUUUAUGUCCCCAUCCGGAACAAAAAGCAGUAAACUGGUGUUAAGAGGAGAAGACCUUCUUUUGGAAUGUAUUGCCUCUGGAUUGCCAACACCAGAUAUCGCAUGGCACAAGAAAGGAGGGGAACUGCCUUUCACAAAGGUCAGAUUUGAAAACUUCAAUAAGACCAUACGGAUUGUUAAUAUUUCUGAAGAAGACUCUGGAGAAUACUUGUGCUUAGCCACAAACAGAGUAGGAAGCAUUCGUCAUUCUGUCUCUGUAAGAGUAAGAGCUGCUCCAUACUGGCUGGAUGAACCAAAGAAUCUGGUAUUGGCCCCCGGAGAAGGCGGAAAGUUAGAGUGUCGAGCUAAUGGGAGCCCAAAACCAGUUAUACAGUGGUUGGUGAAUGGAGAACCAUUAGAAUCGGCUCCCCCAAAUCCUAGUCGGGAAGUAAUUGGUGAUACUAUAAUAUUCCAACGGGCAGAGAUAGGGUCCAGUGCUGUUUAUCAGUGCAAUGCCUCCAAUGAACAUGGAUAUCAGCUCGCUAAUGCAAUUGUUAGCAUCCUUGAUGUGGCACCUAUUAUGUUUGGCAUUCGCAACCAAGUUAUCAAAGUGUUGGAAAGGAAUAGGACCCGUCUUGAAUGCCCUCAUUUUGGUUCUCCCAUUCCAGAUUUAAAAUGGUUUAAGAACGGACAUGGUAGUAACCUAGGUGGAGGCCGAUUUCGAGUGCAUGCGAAUGGAAGUUUGGACAUUUCUGUGACUAGAAAGGAUGACCAGGGAAUCUACACCUGUGUAGCUACCAACAUCCUGGGGAAGGCUGAAAAUAGAAUCCAGCUGCAGGUGAAAGAACCCAGUAAAAUAUUGAAAGGACCAGAUCACAUUACAGUGAGACAAGGUUCUGCAGCUCGAUUCGAAUGCCGAGUAAGGCAUGAUGAAAGUUUAAAGCUCACAGUAACUUGGUAUAAGGAUGGUUCUCCUCUGUAUAUAGGCUACAGGAUGAAGAAGGAUGAUGAUUCUUUGACAAUCAACAACGUUGCAGAGAAGGAUCAGGGUGAAUACACUUGUAUGGCAAGUACUGAACUGGAUGAGGACUCCGCUAAGGCAAAUCUCACAGUCUUAGUUAUUCCUUCCACCACAGUUAGCCGUGUGGCGUCUUUACCAAAAGACCGUCCUGAACAACCACAUGAUCUUGAACUUACAGAUCCAGCAGAGAGAAGUGUGAGGUUGACAUGGACACCAGGAGAUGACAAGAACAGUCCAAUUAUAGAAUUUAUAGUGCAGUAUGAAGAAGAUAAGUUUGAGCCAGGGGUGUGGCACAAUCAUUCAUUUUACCCUGGCAGUAGGAACUCAGCAAUACUUCAGCUUGCUCCUUAUGUUAACUACAAGUUUCGUGUAAUUGCUGUUAAUGAAAUUGGGGCAAGUAAGCCCAGCCUGGCAUCAGAGCGUUACCACACAAAUGGUGAAGCACCAUCACUAAAUCCUUCAGGAGUCCAAGGAAUGGGUACCAAGAAAAACAACAUGGUGAUUACAUGGGAGCCUUUACGUGCAACUGAAGUCUAUGGACCCAACCUCAGAUACAAUGUCAUGUGGAGGCAAAGGAAUACUGCUGAGCUCUGGCAAUCUGCCACUGUUAAAACCACAACAUAUACUGUGUAUCAUACACCCACGUACGUCCCAUAUGAGAUAAAAGUGCAGGCUGAAAAUGACUUUGGAAAGGCAUCUGAACCAGAAGUUGUCAUUGGAUAUUCAGGAGAAGACUAUCCUCAGGCAGCUCCAACCAAUAUAAGAGUCAAUGUUAUAAGCAGCACUACUGUCAACGUGUUCUGGACUCCAGUACCCAUACAAAGCAUCCAGGGGGAUCUUAAAGAAUACAGAGCUUAUUACUGGAGAGUCAGCAGUUUACUUGAACACCUUUGGGUCUCAAAGAAAAAGCUUUAUGCCAGUCUCAGCCCACACAGAGCACGGGGCACUGUGUCCAAGCUGUUAUCUUACAGCAGGUAUCGGCUGGAACUGGUUGCUGUCAAUGGACGAGGAGAGGGACCACGCAGUGAAGUGCAAGAGUUCACAUUGCCUGAAGGAGUACCUGGAAUUCCAAAAUUCUUACGAGUCCGGCAGUGGGAUUCUAGCUCUCUCCUUGUGGAGUGGGGUCACCCUGAUAACCCUAAUGGAGUAAUUACUGGCUAUACCCUCAAGUACCAGACAGUGAAUGGCACCCGUUUAGGAAGGUUGACAACAGAAACAUUCGCUCCAAAUGUGACACGGUUCACCCUUCGAAAAGCAAGCCCAUUUGCACAGUAUAGAAUCUUCGUAAAUGCAAACACACAGAUUGGAGCAGGAGAGGUCAUCACAGAAGACUCACCAGGACCUGCAGCUACUCCAACACCAGGUACUGUGACAACAGCAGGAGCCGUACCAUGGGUGCCUUCAUCUACUGUCCUUGUUACUGAUACUUCUACUACUACUGCUGCUACUACCAGUACUACUACUACUACUACUGCUGCUACUACCACCACCAUUGCCACCACUACAAGUACAACAGCCACCCCCUCCACCACCGAGAGUGCACUACCAGCUGUCACUAAGAACCACUUCCUGGUUCCAUUUAGCCGGUCAAUAUGGAACGUCACAGCUUUGCCAAACACCCACUGGGCAAACAUUACCUGGAUGCACAAUUUUGAACGAGGAACGGUCUUUGUGAUUGAAUAUGUGGACAGUAACAAUACAAAGAAAACUCUCCCUGUUAAACCUCUGAUCCCCUCUGUUCAACUCACUGACCUAACCCAGGGAAUGGUUUACAGAGUGCGUGUUUACUCCCAGGAAUAUGACACGAUUGCCAGCCCAUAUGUAACCUUUGAGACCAGCUCAGCUUACAGCAAGAACCAAGUUGAUAUUGCCACCCAGGGAUGGUUUAUCGGGCUUAUGUGUGCAAUUGCUCUCUUGGUACUUAUUCUGCUGAUAGUAUGCUUUAUCAAAAGGAGUCGAGGAGGAAAAUACCCAGUCAGGGAAAAAAAAGAUUUGGCUCUUGGUCCUGAAGAUCACAAAGAAGAAGACGGUUCUUUUGAUUAUAGGAAUGAAAACAGGUCUCUUGAAAGUGACGAGGAUAACAAACCACUUCAGGGAAGUCAGACCUCUUUGGAUGGCACAAUAAAGCAGCAGGAAAGUGACGACAGCCUUGUGGACUAUGGGGAUGGUGGAGAUGGCCAGUUUAACGAAGAUGGAUCAUUUAUAGGCCAGUACACAGUCAAAAAGGACAAAGAAGAGACAGAAGGGAAUGAAAGCUCAGAAGCAACAUCACCAGUCAAUGCUAUCUAUUCACUGGCAUAACAGGAAAAAAAUGCACACACAAAACACAAUAAAGUGGAACUGAUGAACCAACA